This is a messenger RNA of Ceratina calcarata, 1354 nucleotides long. Its product is annotated as SAP domain-containing ribonucleoprotein. The transcript has 7 exons. The coding region runs from base 178 to 924 and encodes 248 amino acids. Gene Ontology annotation, cellular component: nucleus. Gene Ontology annotation, biological process: poly(A)+ mRNA export from nucleus. NCBI's taxonomy places the organism in Eukaryota, Metazoa, Arthropoda, Insecta, Hymenoptera, Apidae. The record is from RefSeq and is a predicted model, not a curated record.
AUAUAUACAUACUGAAUAUUUUUGUGUUACGUGCAACUGCGUGCGCUUCGAUUUGAGUUUGCGUUAGGUAUUCUUUCUCCGGUUUUGGGAGUAUUCUCGAGUACACUGUGAAAUACUGUGACAUGCAAAACGGUGAUUGUAAAAGUAACAAUUAAAGUAAAGUGAAGUUAUUACACGAUGGCUGAUUCAUCUUACGAGAAAGGGCUCACAGAGCUUUCGAAAAUGAAGGUUGCAGAUUUGAGACUUGAAUUGAAGCAGAGAGGACUUCCAACCAAUGGGAAUAAAACUGAAUUGGUUGAAAGGCUUCAACUAGCUAUUCAUGGUGAUUCUGCAUUAUCUUUGGAUGAAACUACAGAAGAAAUUUUAGAUGAGGAUGCAGUUCUCGGUGAUGAAGAAAUAGAAGAGUUAUCAAGUAAGCCUGACUCGCAAGAAGUUAAUGAAAAAAGAAAAUUAUCUACUGAAAGUAAUAUAAGUGUGAAGAAGAUAGUUUUAAAUCGAAAACCAGUCAUCGAGGAUAUUAAGAAUGAUCAUGCGGAAAAGAUUGAACCCGAUUCAAAAAUCACUGAGACUUCACAACCAGAAAGAAAGAUCAUUAAGCUAUCAGAGCUUGGUAUCAAAGAGAGAUUAGAAUUGAGAGCAAAAAAGUUCGGUAUGCCAUUGUCGGAAUCAGCUAAGAAGGAAGCUAGAUCUGCAAGAUUCAGUAUUAAUAACUACAAUAAUAUAUCGGCUGCAUCUGUGAAAACGCCGGUGCAUACCACCUAUGAAGUACUGAAAAAACGGGCGGAAAGAUUUGGUACAUCUGUCUCUACUUUAAUGGAAAAAGCUGAAUUGGAAGCCAGAAUAGAGAAGAGAAAAGCGAGAUUCGGCGAAGUGAAACCGGCAGGAGAAAAAGUAUUUAGCAAUAAAGUUAAAAUCGUUAAAUGAUAUUCAGUGUUAUACACCAAAAUGGCAACUUAGAUUGCAAACAUUAGCCCUAAGUUUUCUUAUUUCCAUUGUAUACAAAUAAAAGAUCAUUGUAUUUGUUAUAAAAUACUUUGCUCAAGAAAUUCGGUUACUUCUCAAUAUAUAAUAUCAUUUGUACAUGUAAUAUGUUCAAUAUAAGUCCGUUUUCAAAUACUUUUGAGAACUGUACAAACAUUUAUUUGAUAUUUGACACGACAAGCGGAUUAAUUAUAGAAGAUAUAUAUAUAUAUAUAUCAUGAUAGAUAGUAGAAAAAAUACGUACGCAAUGUUGUCAUAUUAUUUUUUCAUUUCAAAAUGUUAACAUUGAAUUCAUAUAACUCAUUAUACGAUUGACCUGAUGCAUCACGAAUUUUGUAUCAUUCUAGAAUAUACUUGAAAUUAAACAAUUAAA